AUGCGAUUUUUUAAAGAUUUGACAGACCAGGGUCACUUCGAUAACAGCAGCGUUAUCCAUGUGCAAUAAUAAUAAUCAGUUUAUUAAACCCUUUUUGUAGUGUAUAACACUAAAUUACAAGAGAGGUCAAGAAUACGCAGAACACAAUUUCACAUGGCACAGAAGGCAAAAACAAUUAAAAUCCUAUUGUAACUGUGGGUAACAAAAUUACUAAGGCGGUCCGUUAUGACAAAGUGGAAUUCAGAACGAGAAAAACUCGACCUCAACCCGUACCCAUGAGUGACAUUCGUGGGCUGCGGCAGCAGAUGUGAAAGGAACCUGGACUCCUUGAUGUUAGAUAUAAAACGCCUGCAAGCCUCAUCACAGCGCGACAAAAGUGUAGGCAAGCCACAGCGCAUGAGUGCCGACUCAUAAGAGCAAUCUAGAAAAAUUAUUCUUAGUGCAGACUUCUGCACGCUUUCCACCAAUUGAACCAGACAGUUGGGUAAUGUGGCCCACACCAGAGAUGCAUAUUCUAAAAUGGCCCGCACAAGGCUACAAUAAACCUGAAUGAGAUCAGCUGGUGGGAGGCCUGAUUUCAUUAAGACACGCAAAACGUAGAGACGCUUGCGUGCUCUCUUCACAAUAUAGUGGCAGUGAAUAGACCACGAUAAAUUGGGCGACAGAUGGACACCAAGCAACUUAUAAGAUGGCACCUGCUCUAUACUACUGCCCAACAUCCGUAAGGGAGGUAGGUCCUAGGGCUUAUACUUUAAGAAAUCUAUGCGUAACUCUUUACAUUUGGAUGGAUUUAGCUUCAUACCAUGACUACUAGCAUAAGAACAAAUAUCCCUAGCUAUAAAGGGCAGCAUGCUGGUUGAACAUCUAGGAAUAAUCUCUAAGACUGAGAGAUCGUCCACAUACUUAACUCUAGUUUCCCAGUCCUUCACUAGGUUGUUGACAAGGAUUGCAAACAACAGGGGGGCUAGUCUUGUCCCCUGAGGGAUACCGCCCUCUGGAAUGAUGCUGUUGGACAAAGCACUANUAAGAAAUCUAUGCGUAACUCUUUACAUUUGGAUGGAUUUAGCUUCAUACCAUGACUACUAGCAUAAGAACAAAUAUCCCUAGCUAUAAAGGGCAGCAUGCUGGUUGAACAUCUAGGAAUAAUCUCUAAGACUGAGAGAUCGUCCACAUACUUAACUCUAGUUUCCCAGUCCUUCACUAGGUUGUUGACAAGGAUUGCAAACAACAGGGGGGCUAGUCUUGUCCCCUGAGGGAUACCGCCCUCUGGAAUGAUGCUGUUGGACAAAGCACUACCGAUUUUGACUUGUUGCAACCUUCCCGUCAAGAAGGCCCCAAUCCAUCUAAUUAAGGCCUCAUGCACCCCCAAACUGUGAAGCUCAUAUACCAAAACAGAAUGAUCCACCAGGUCAAAUCCUUUGCUAAAGUCGGUAAACAAGAUGCGAGCAUAGCAAUGGCUGUUGUCAAGCGCUUCUAGGAUACAGUGAAGCAAGUAAACGAGCGCAUGCAUAGUUGAUCUGCCUAGGAGUGCAAACUGUUUUAGAUCAAUUUUAUGACUUGAUUAAAUAGGGGGGGAUAACAUGAAACCCUCAAAUAUUUUAGCUGUUUGAGAAGUUAAAGUAAUUGGCCUUAGAUCGUUCUUAAUACAUUUAGGUGGUGAACAUUUAGGGAGGGGCAAGGCUACAGACUCCUUGAUCUGAUAAGGGAUGAAUCCUUGCACCAACGAGGCAUUGUAAAUAUCAGUAACUACUGGAGCAAGUUCAAAAGCAAAUUCCUUCCAAAUCAGUUAGGCACCGCUGAGGGCCUAGGCGAUUUAUUGUUCUUAACAUGGCACAGGGCUUUAUAGCAACUAGAGACAUCAACAAGAAACUCCCUUGGGACAUCAAGGUUAUGAUCGAGGUCAGCAAGUGUGGUGUCUAGAGGGGUGAAAUGUGAUGUAAGGGCAGCCAACAAGGAGUUGAACUUCUCUGCUAGUGCAGGGAGUAUCCUCAUCAAGUAACGGAGUUAUCCAAUCUGUUCGAGCUCUUUGACCAGUAAGGCCCUUUAACUCACGCCACCAACGACUAAUGCUACUUUCUUUAAGGGAGGCCACCUUACUAUCAUAGAACUUUUGUUUACACUCCGUGCAUGCCCUCUGCACCUUAUUACGCAACUCUUUGUAGUGCUGCGUUUCUUUUCCAUAGGUAACAAGAGCUUUCUGGCAUUUAGUGGUCAGGGAUUUUAGCUUGUGUGUGAUUCAGGGUUUAUCUGAAGAGCAACAUUUGGUACGCUGCAAGGGAAGAUAGUAGUUGACUGCAUCUGUCAAGGUAGAGAUGAACAAAUCAAAUUUUUCCUGGACAUGUGUAAGGCUCACAGUCACACUGAGUAAUCCAGCUUAAUUCGAGAAGAACUGUAUAAGGUUGCAAAGAACUGGAACUUACACAAGAUACGGCCUUCUAAUACAGACACGCCACAUGGAAGGCCUGAUACACUUUUUUUUCUCCCAGAUGAGGCAGGAGCUACGGAUUUCAAAAAGGACGCUGACGUGAAUGAUCUGGAGGUAGCAGAGAACUCAGUAUGUGGCGAGCGAUGUCAUCCUCUUGGUUGUUCACUAGCAUUCGUAUCAUUAGCAGAACUCAUUAUGGAGGAUAACGACUUACAUCUACCACAAGGCCCAGACGAGGCGAAGUCUCUAUACUUAGACCUGUUUUAUCAUAUCAACAAUUUGUAA
Messenger RNA from Porites evermanni, 2710 nucleotides. The record is from the annotation of a GenBank genome assembly. NCBI's taxonomy places the organism in Eukaryota, Metazoa, Cnidaria, Anthozoa, Scleractinia, Poritidae.